Oppiella nova is the source of this 585-nucleotide messenger RNA. Lineage: Eukaryota; Metazoa; Arthropoda; Arachnida; Sarcoptiformes; Oppiidae. The record is from the annotation of a GenBank genome assembly.
AUGAAAGUGUUGUCCAUUUUGGCGCUGACUCUGGCGGUCGUAUCGGCUAAAACGCCGGCUGUUAAGCUGAACACCGGCUAUGAGAUGCCGCAGAUAGGUAUAGGCACUUGGCAGGCUACCGGUGACCCCGUACGACAGGCCGUUAAGGACGCCCUGGCCAUCGGCUACAGACACGUCGACACCGCCUGGAUCUACAAGAACGAGAAGGAGGUGGGAGAGGGUAUUCACGCCCAGAUCGGCGCCGGUAUCCUCAAGCGGGAGGACCUGUUCAUCACAACUAAGGUGUGGCCGGACGGCAGUAACCGGAAGAAGGCGUUGGAGACUAUCCACCACUCGCUCACUGAAUUGAACGUCACUUAUUUGGACUUAGUUUUAGUCCAUUUCCCUCACGAUAACUACUCCGACACUUAUCAGGGUCUGGAGGACGCCUUCGAGCAGAAGUUGGUCCGAUCUAUAGGUAUCUCAAACUUCGGUCGAAACGAAAUCAAUACUCUGAAGAAGACGUGGAAAGUGGUGCCCGCAGUCAACCAAAUCAAUCUCCACCCGACCCUUAACCAGGACGACACCGUUGCCUAUUGUAAUGAA